AUGUUGUCUUCAAUCCACUCUUCUGUAGAAGCAAAGGAGCAUUCUCCAGCACCGGAGCCGUCCGGCGCCUGUCUUUCCUGGAGGGCGCGAAAGGGAACUCGGGGCUCCCCGCGCGCCGCAGCAGGGCCCAGCGGUCCACGCGCGAAGCCAGGCGGGGCCGCGGCGCGGGUUCGAGCGCCCGAGGCGCGGGCGGAGCAUGUGACCACGCCGCGCGGGGCCGGGAGCGCAGUGCCGCACGCUGGCGGCGGCGGGGAGAGCAAUGGAGGCCGCCGCCGCCUGAGAGGCGGGUGCGCUGCCGGUGCUGCUGCGGAGUCUGCUGGUGCUGCGGCAGCGCCGCGGACUGUGCAUCCGCGCCCGCCGCCCGCGCGGGACCGCCCGUCACCGUCCAGCCCCUCUGCCAGCCCCGGCGCCAGGCGGGGACCUCAGUUCACAAGACCAGUGAUUCCCAGGCUUUCUCAACAAUGUACUCUACUUCCUGGCACACGUACCACUGAGGGUGAAGUCUCCUUUUUACAAGAAGCAAAUUUUGGAGGAGAGCUCUCUAACAAGGAAAGGCCGUGUGGCUAUUCAGAGAGUGAACAAGAAGCAGAAAUUCAGACUUCACCUUUGAUGACGCUAGGAGAUGUAUGUAACCUUGAACUAGAAUUUUUGAAGACUGAAAAGUGGCAGAGGAAUGGGUGGGAUGUGGAUGUGUUGCUGGUGAGACAGCCUCAGCUAUGUGGACAAGGGCAAGACUCUGGGGGACAGUGGAACAGCAAAAUAGAAAGAAUAGACCAGCAGCAGCCUGUCCAGCACCAACCAUCGACUAUGGAAUGUUAAAAGAGAAAGAAGUGAACUCCUAAUGUGUACAAGCCACUGGAUUUGGGGACCUCUUUGUUGUAGCAACUUAGCCUGUAACCUAUAUACUAUGUAUUA
Balaenoptera musculus (blue whale) is the source of this 915-nucleotide messenger RNA. Its product is annotated as translation initiation factor IF-2-like. Bases 1 to 819 code for a protein of 272 amino acids. The transcript is spliced from 5 exons. NCBI's taxonomy places the organism in Eukaryota, Metazoa, Chordata, Mammalia, Artiodactyla, Balaenopteridae. The record is from RefSeq and is a predicted model, not a curated record.